Molecule: messenger RNA, 4161 nt
Organism: Nymphaea colorata (pocket water lily)
Lineage: Eukaryota; Viridiplantae; Streptophyta; Magnoliopsida; Nymphaeales; Nymphaeaceae
Product: receptor-like protein kinase FERONIA
Exons: 3
Coding region: 1155-3860 (901 amino acids)
Biological process (GO): protein phosphorylation
Molecular function (GO): protein kinase activity; ATP binding
Source: RefSeq, a predicted model, not a curated record
CCGUUCUUCCUUUAGCUGGAUGAAGCUUCCGGCUGGAAUCUAACUCAUUUGGGAGCAAUUUGUUGUCUGUACUGGUAACUUCUCUCUCUCUCUCUCUCUCUAACACACACACUAUGUUGGCGGCGUGUUGGAAUCCGACGUCCUUCCCCUCCAGCAUCAUGUUCUCGCUUAUUGCCCGUCUUUGUUUCUCUCAGGCAACUGGAGAGUUAUUAUGUGAAUUUUUGGCGUCAUCCGGUAAAGUCCAAGUCGUUAGACGAGUUUCCCAGGAGCGAGCUCCCGUGCGCAGUCGGUCAAUCUGCGUUUUCCCCGGCGGAAUAUAAAAAGUCAGAUAAUACACAUUUCAUUUCUUUUCUAUUUUCUGAAUUUUUUCUAGAAUUUCAAUCGUUGCAUUUGUGGUUUCAGUACAUAUGAUUGCAGGUGCUACUAUCACCUUUUCAAUCGCUAAUCAAAUUGCUUUGGUGAAAACAGAGCUCCUUUUCUUCUCCCUACUUUCCCCGCUUAAAUUUUCAAGUCAAUAUCUCAAAAAUGAUUUUGGGAUGCUAGGAAAAUUGCAAAUUUUGACUGGUACAGUUUCUCCUGCAUGUUUCUCUUGGAUACUGAGAAAUUUUUCAUUUACAUGUGCAUGGUAAAGUAGAUUCUGUGCUUUUAUUGGGCUUCAGGUGUCUCAGGGAGAUGAAGGAAUCAACUUACGCCUUUCUGCUACCUAUCUUCCAUUUGUUGCUUUUUUUUGAGCGUCGAUGGACCAACGACUCUACCAACCACUUUCGUCCCUCAAAUUUACAAUCUUGUUUCUCUGCCUGAACUUCCAGCGACCUUUCUGUUCUCCUUUCUCUUGUUCCCUACCAAACUGCUCGCAUCUUCACUUCUGCUUCCUAUUACAAGUUGACAACUUUACUGCACUUUUUGAAGGUUGUCAUUUGGUUCGGCUCCACUUCUUCCCUGCCGUCUACAAUGACCGAGACCCUAAAUUCACCUUCUUUUCUGGCACAACUGGGCCUUACACUGUGCUCAGCAACUUCAGCCCCGCCAUCACCGCUUUAGCCCUCACUCAACCCUACAACAAGCAUGAGUUUUCGUCACUGCCCUCUCCUCUGGCUCCCUCACCCUCACCUUUAGUCCCUCACUAAGCACCCCUGAUUCGUUCGCCUUCAUCAAUGCCAUCGUCGGAAUUGUUCCCUUCAGGUCACGGAAAGAGGAUGAAGAGGGCAAGUUUUUCAGAGAGACUGCUUUUCCAAUAUAUCUGCUGUUUCUUGCUUCUUGACCCUCGGUUAUGCUCAGCUGCCUCUUCCUUCAAGCCGGUGGAUGUAAUCUUUCUAAACUGUGGGGCGUCGGCCGACGAUCUCGAUGCUGAUAAGCGCCGCUGGAGCAACGAUUCUAGCGCCACUUACUCUGGCUCAUCUUCUUUCCCCACUCAAGCUAACAAAACCAUUGACUUUUUCCCAAUCCCAUCUAAAGUUCCAUAUGGAACUGCACGAGUCUUUACUUCCACUUCCACUUACACGUCUCCUGAUCUCUCUGAAGGCCGCCAUUUUCUUAGACUCCACUUUUUCCCUGCUUACUACAACAACCUCGACCCCUAUAAUGCCACCUUCUCUGUCAUUGCUGAUGCUUACACUUUGCUCGAGAACUUCAACCCUGCUACUAUUGUCACAAACUUCAACCAAGCUUACAUCAUACACGAAUUCUUCAUUACCAUCCGGCACGCUGGAACCCUCACCCUUGUUUUCGCUCCCUCAUCGGGCAAACCCUAUUCGUUCGCUUUCAUCAACGGAAUUGAGAUUGUGUCUUCGCCAGAACUGUUCAACUCUGGCAUCUCCAACUCCUCCCAGAUAGUUAAUACUCCUGGCCUGACAUUCCGAAUAUAUGAUUAUCAUGUCUUGCAAACUGUCGCUCGGCUAAAUGUUGGUGGGGCAUACAUCUCACCCGCUGGUGAUUCUGGCCUCUUUAGAACAUGGUAUGAUGACACGCCGUAUGUCUUUCCUGAUGCUUCAGGGGUCUCAUACCCUCGUGAUCAGAAUGUAAGCAUCCAGUACUCAAAGAAUGUCCCGGAGUAUAUUGCUCCACCAGACGUAUAUGGCACUGCUCGGUCUAUGGGUCCUAAUGCCUCUGUCAACCUGAACUACAACCUCACAUGGUCUAUCACUGUCGAUAAUGGAUUCCGUUACUUGAUUAGACUUCAUUUUUGUGAGAUUCAGUCUGAGGUGUUCCAAGAGAACCAAAGGGUAUUCAAUGUGUACGUGAACAACAUGACUGCGGAUCCUGGAUUCGAUGUGAUUUACAGUGCGAAGGAAAACGUCCAAUCUCCUCCAUACACUGGCGUAGCAGUGUAUAGAGAUUACAUGGUAAUAGUGCCUUCGUCGAGUGGCAAACAAAGCGACUUGAAGAUUGAGCUCCAUCCAGAUAUUGAUGUUCAACCAUAUUACGCAGAUGCGAUUCUUAAUGGGCUUGAGGUGAUUAAGAUCAGCGAUCUCUCUAGAAACCUUGCACGGCCAAAUCCAGACCUCUCGCCUCCGCCUUCACCCGAAAAAGUAGGGCGUGACGGUGGCCAUAAGACCCCAAUCAUAGGUGUUGUGAUUGGAACAGUAACUGUCGUGGCGUUGGGGAUUGCUAUCAUCCUCUACUUGGUGCUGAUUAGACAACAGAAGAAAGGUAAAGGGAAGACGAAAUGGAGCGAUGUUGGUGGUGGACGUCAACAUAAACUGCAAUCUCCCCUUGAGCAGGCGAAGAGGAAAUGGUUUGCACUUCCAACAGCUACCAAGGAUUCUAGAUGUAAUGAGGCGACACUUAAUCACUUCCCCAUCACUCAUUGUCGGCAUUUUUCGCUCUCUGAGAUAAUAGCAGCCACCAACAAUUUUGACCAUGCUCUCCUCCUUGGGCGUGGUGGCUUCGGCAAGGUCUACAUAGGUGAAAUAGAUGGCGGCACCAAAGUUGCCAUCAAGCGUGGGAACCAACAAGCAGAGCAGGGAGUGCAUGAAUUCAAGAACGAAAUCGAGAUGCUCUCUAAGCUCCGCCAUCGCCACCUGGUGUCCCUAAUCGGUUACUGUGAUGACAGUUCCGAGAUGAUCCUUGUCUAUAACUACAUGGCUCGCGGCACCCUGCGUCAACACCUCUAUGGCACUAACCAGCCACCUUUAUCUUGGAGGCAGAGACUUGAGAUAUGCAUUGGUGCGGCUAAGGGGCUUCAUUAUCUUCAUGCCGGAGCCACCUACACACUCAUACACAGGGACGUGAAGACCGCCAACAUACUCUUGGAUGAGAAUUGGGUGGCCAAGGUUUCUGAUUUCGGCCUCUCGAGGAUGGGGUCAUCAUUGGAUUGCAGCCAUGUGAGCACAGGGGUGAAGGGCACCUUCGGCUACUUUGAUCCAGAGUACUUCCGCCUGCGCAGGUUGACAGAGAAAUCAGACGUCUACUCAUUUGGGGUAGUUAUGUUAGAGCUUCUGUGUGCUCGGCCUGUGAUCGACAUGUCACGUCCAAUGGAAGAGAUCAGCCUGGCCGAGUGGGCAUUGUUGUCUAUUAGAGAGGGAAGAACCGAGCAGAUCAUUGAUCGGUUCUUGGAGGGAAAAAUCACGCCGGAGUGCCUACACAGGUAUGCAGAAACCGCCGAGAAGUGCUUGGCAGAAAAAAGUGCAGAGCGUCCGUCUAUGGCCAAUGUGGUAAGCAGUUUGGAGAUUGCCCUGUUUUUACAGAUCAGCGAAGGAGAGGGGAACAUGGAUGAUGGACUGGCUGCUGGUUAUUCCAAUGUGAGCCUAGAUGGUGAUGAUGAAGGGGUGUCCAUGUCUUCCAUGGUGUGGCAAACUGAUGAUGAGAAAAUCCGGUGGACUUCUGAUGGGCUGGCCGCCAUGGAUUCACGGAGCAUGUAGCUGAGCGAUAUGAUUCAAUUCCGCGCAGACCGCAUACAACUGCUUGGCUAAAAGAAGCGGAGAGCGUCCAUCUAUGGCCAAUGUGGUAAGCAGUUUGGAGCUUGCUCUGGCUCUUCAAUUCCGCGCAGACGAGGGGAACAUGAAGGAGGUGGGAUCGUCUAACAGUUCUUUAAUGGACGAUGAAGAGGCAUCCGUGUCUUCAAGGGACGAGAGAAGCAGACCAUCUGUUCGUGAUGUACAGGAAAUUUAUGAAAUUGAAUCAACUUAAAGUAAUAAUUUCACGAUUGUGUUAUGGACUCCG